AUGACCACCGCUAAGAGUUUCGGGUUUUCGCCCGCUCCCGCCGACCCCCCUUUUUGUUCUCGCCCAAACCCCGGGGCGCGCGCCCUUCGAACGAGAACCAACAUGAAAACGGAGAAACCCACGCCGAAACUGCCAAGGGGGGGGACCCCCCCCCCCCGCCUCCCCCCGCAGGGGAACGCCACCUCAGUCCUUUUUCGAGGGGGCCCGGGCCCCGGCUCGCCCCCUCCGCGCGACCGGGGGCGCGCCCCGGGCCGGGGGGGCACGGCCCGCCCGCUCUCCUUUCAGGGGAAAACACACCCCGGGCUGGGCAACCCCGGGGGCGGGGCCCGGGGGGCCCCCCGCACGCCGGCCCCCCCGGGGCCGCCCCCCCCGGGGGGGCUGGGGGGCGCCCGGCCGCCGCGGGGCCGGCUUCCCUUCUCUCUCUCCAGCGGCCCUUUCGCCCGCUCGGAAAAGGCGCGCGGGGACACCGGCCGCCCGGGGGGCCCCCCCCGGCGGACCGCUCCCCCCGGGGGGGCCCGGGCGCCCGGCGGACGCGCCCCGCCCCCGGGCCCCGGGAGGCGGAGCCCCCGAGAGCCGACCCGGCGUUCGCCAGCGCCGAGGCCUGCCGGCCCGGCAGACCCCGCCGCCGCCCCCGGGGGCCCCGCGCCCCCGGCACCGCCGCCGCCCCUCCCCCCCCCCGGGCCCCCCUUCGCCUGGGCCCAGCCCCCGGCGGAAGGGGUACGGCCGACCCGGGGGGCAACGCCCGCUCUCCUCUUUUUCAGGGGAGCCCGGGCGGGGGAAGCGCCCCCGCGGCCGCCCGGGGCCCCUUUUCCUCGGCCCACGCGGGGCCGGAAGGGGACGGGGGACGGGGACGUGGGGGCCCGGGACGGGACCGCGCCGGCCGCGGGGGGCCCGCCCUCCGGCCGCCCGUCCCCCGGGGGGAAAGAGGGGGACCCCGCCCGAGCGGCGCCGCCGCCGCUCGGGGGGGUUCGCCCCGCUCGCGGGCCUCCGCCGACGGAGGGCCCCCGGGCCCCGGGUGGGGGCCGGGGGGGGGGGCGCCGGCGGACGGCCCCCGGCCGGCGCGCCUUCGAGGAGGAAAGGCCGCCGAGGGGGGAGCGAUGGGGGGCCGGACGGCGGGACCGGCGCCGCGCCCGCGAGACACCGCAAGGGCGGCGGUUUCCAGGAAAAGGGGCGCGGGGGCCCCCGGGGGCCCGCACCCCGGGGCCCGGGGGAAAGGAGAGAGCGGGCGCUCUUCCCGGGCGUCCCCCGUUACACGAGGCGGGCGGGUCGGCCCCCGCGGCGACCGGGCGCCCGGGGCCUCUCCGAAAGGGGCCGGGGGCCGCGGGAGGGGGGGGCAGGGCGCCCCCCCCCGGCGGGGCGCGGUUCCCCCGCCGCGCGCGCGCGGCGGGGGCGCGACGACAAACGCUGGGAAGCGCGGCCGGGGGCCCGGGGAACCCACCGCAGGAGCUACGGGAGUAUUUGCUCCCCUACCCCUCAAUGGCGCCGCGCCGCCCCCCGGGCAACACCCCCGCCGCCGCCGCCGCCGCCGCCCCCGGCCCCACGGGGGGCCGCCCGAGCCGCCCGAGUCUUUAA
Molecule: messenger RNA, 1572 nt
Organism: Zonotrichia leucophrys gambelii
Lineage: Eukaryota; Metazoa; Chordata; Aves; Passeriformes; Passerellidae
Product: basic proline-rich protein-like
Exons: 1
Coding region: 1-1572 (523 amino acids)
Source: RefSeq, a predicted model, not a curated record